Messenger RNA from Nelumbo nucifera (sacred lotus), 2733 nucleotides. Its product is annotated as heat shock protein 83-like. Gene Ontology annotation, molecular function: ATP binding; ATP-dependent protein folding chaperone; ATP hydrolysis activity. The record is from RefSeq and is a predicted model, not a curated record. Gene Ontology annotation, biological process: protein folding. NCBI's taxonomy places the organism in Eukaryota, Viridiplantae, Streptophyta, Magnoliopsida, Proteales, Nelumbonaceae.
AAAAUACCUCAAACUGUUGGAAAAAAAUGAUAGAAGACUCUAGAAGCGGGAAACAAGACUUUCCAUAGACUCCACAUUCAUCGCAGUGUCGCACUCACAGUCUCACCCGAAAGAGAAGACACCAGAAGCUUUAGAUCGGAUAUAAAUAUACUCUAUCCUGCUUCGUCUUCCAUCUUUCUCUCGCGAAACGUCGCCUGUGCUCUGUUUUUGAACAAAACCUUACCUUUUUUCUUCUUCCCCAUUCCCCAAUUGAAACAGUCUUUUCUUUCAAACGUCUGAGUUUGAUCCGUCUGAGUAGCAAUGGCGGAUGUUCAGAUCGGAGAUGCGGAGACCUUCGCUUUCCAGGCUGAGAUCAACCAGCUACUGAGCUUGAUCAUCAAUACCUUCUACAGCAACAAGGAGAUCUUCCUUCGAGAACUCAUCAGCAAUGCCUCUGAUGCGUUGGACAAGAUCCGUUUUGAAAGUUUGACGGAUAAGAGUAAGCUUGACGCGCAGCCGGAGCUCUUCAUUAGGCUUGUUCCUGACAAGGCCAACAAGACCCUUUCGAUCAUUGACAGUGGCAUCGGGAUGACCAAAGCAGAUCUGGUCAACAACUUGGGGACAAUCGCGAGGUCAGGAACCAAAGAAUUCAUGGAGGCAUUGCAGGCAGGGGCCGAUGUGAGCAUGAUCGGACAGUUCGGUGUGGGGUUCUACUCGGCUUACCUUGUUGCCGAGAAGGUCAUAGUGACCACUAAGCACAACGACGACGAACAAUACAUCUGGGAGUCACAAGCUGGUGGAUCCUUCACUGUCACCAGGGACGUCAAUGGAGAACAACUGGGCAGGGGAACUAAGAUCACACUUUUCCUCAAAGAAGAUCAGUUGGAGUACUUAGAAGAGAGAAGGUUGAAGGACCUCGUGAAGAAACAUUCCGAGUUCAUUAGCUAUCCAAUCUACCUCUGGACCGAGAAGACUACCGAGAAGGAGAUAAGUGACGACGAAGACGAGGAAACGAAGAAAGAAGAGGAGGGUGAUGUCGAGGAUGUUGACGAGGACAAACAGACCAAGUCCAAGAAGAAGGUUAAGGAGGUGUCCCACGAAUGGCAACUCAUCAACAAGCAGAAGCCUAUUUGGCUGCGCAAGCCGGAGGAGAUCACAAAGGAGGAGUAUGCGUCUUUCUACAAGAGCCUGACCAACGAUUGGGAGGAUCAUCUUGCCGUCAAGCACUUCUCUGUGGAGGGGCAGCUUGAAUUCAAGGCCAUUCUCUUUGUGCCGAAGAGAGCACCGUUUGACCUCUUUGACACGAGGAAGAAGAUGAACAACAUCAAGCUCUACGUCCGAAGGGUAUUCAUCAUGGACAACUGCGAGGAACUCAUCCCCGAGUACCUGGGAUUCGUCAAGGGUGUUGUGGAUUCUGACGAUCUGCCACUCAAUAUAUCUCGUGAAAUGCUCCAACAGAACAAGAUUCUCAAGGUCAUUAGGAAGAACCUGGUGAAGAAGUGCAUUGAAAUGUUCACCGAGAUUGCUGAGAACAAGGAGGACUAUGCCAAGUUCUAUGAGGCGUUCUCUAAGAACUUGAAGUUGGGUAUCCAUGAGGACAGCCAGAAUAGGGCAAAGCUGGCUGAGUUGCUGAGGUACCAUUCUACAAAGAGCGGUGAUGAGUUGACGAGUUUGAAAGACUACGUGACCCGAAUGAAGGAGGGUCAGAAGGAUAUCUAUUACAUCACUGGUGAGAGCAAGAAGGCCGUCGAGAACUCUCCCUUCUUGGAGCGUCUAAAGAAGAAGGGUUAUGAGGUUUUGUUCAUGGUGGAUGCCAUUGACGAGUAUGCAGUCGGGCAAUUGAAGGAGUAUGAUGGAAAGAAGCUCGUGUCUGCCACCAAGGAAGGUUUGAAACUUGAUGAUGAGUCAGAGGAGAAGAAGAAAAAAGAGGAAAAGAAUAAGUCGUUCGAGAGCCUCUGCAAGACAAUCAAGGAAAUUUUGGGAGACAAAGUGGAGAAGGUAGUGGUUUCUGACAGGAUUGUUGACUCGCCCUGCUGUUUGGUUACUGGAGAGUACGGAUGGACUGCAAACAUGGAAAGGAUCAUGAAAGCGCAGGCGUUGAGGGACAACAGUAUGAGUGGUUACAUGUCCAGCAAGAAGACAAUGGAGAUCAACCCUGACAACGGCAUUAUGGAGGAGCUGCGGAAAAGAGCUGAGGCUGACAAGAAUGACAAAUCGGUGAAGGAUCUUGUGCUGCUACUCUUUGAGACCGCUUUGCUGACUUCAGGGUUUAGCCUUGAUGACCCCAACACUUUUGCUGCCAGAAUCCACAGGAUGUUGAAGUUGGGUCUGAGCAUUGACGAGGAGGAAACAGCUGCUGAUGACACCGAUAUGCCACCCCUUGAGGACGAUGGAAACGAGGAGAGUAAGAUGGAAGAAGUCGAUUAAGCAUGAAGAGUGAUGAGACUUUUGUGGAUAUGUGGGUGCGGUGUCUGACUAUAAUGGAAAGAAAGCGAUUGAGAGUUGGGAGGAAAACCCCCAACCCCCCUUUAUAGAGUCUACUGUUUUCUCUUAACAUUUUCAUUUUGUAGUUUGGUUUGGGGUGUUGGUAAAUCUGUGGUAGCAUUUCGUUAGACUGAAAUUCUAAUGCUGUGUACCCAUUUCAAUGUACCUCUUCAAUGUUAACAAUAGUUUUGGUUAGAUUUCAACUUCUUUAGUGUGGUUAUCGACAUUUGUACUCUAUUAUCUCUGAAUAUUACUCUUUCGUUGUCAAGA